AUGGCCGAGCUCACUCACUUCGAUAUGCAGCCUCUGCAACUUACCGAGGACUUUCGAGCAGUCACAGUCGCACCCUCAGCCAGCAAACCUUCCCGUUCGCUCCAAGCCGAGCUAGACGCCCUCAACGACCUCCACCACAAGCUCAUCAGCUCUGAGGAAGGCGUCCUCCCCACACGAGUUCCUGGACCGCCUGCCUCGAUUCCCCCUAAGAGGGCACAGGCUGUCACCAAACUUCGAGAUCAAGCCAACGAUCUGUACCGUAAGGGGAAGCACGCCGAGGCGCAGAAGAUGUACACAGCUGGUAUCGAGAUGGCGCGCGCGCGUCCCUCGUGGCAGCCUUGUGCCAUCAGCAGAGAGGAGCUGGGCGGGCUGUAUGCGAACCGCGCGCAAGCCUACAUGGCCGUUGGACAGUGGGCGGAGGGCAGCGUGGAUGCACAAACCAGCGCUGAGCUGCGUAAGAUGGGCAACGCAAAGGCCUGGUGGCGACGGGGCAAGUGCUUGAUGGAGAUGGGGAGACUGGAGGAAGCGAGCGAGUGGGUGAGGCGGGCUUUGGAGAUUGAAGGCGGCGAGGCCGACCUGAGAGAGCUUCUGGAGGACAUUGAGAAGAGACUGGCCAGGGGUAAAGCUUAA
Emericellopsis cladophorae is the source of this 630-nucleotide messenger RNA. Its product is annotated as Translocation protein-like protein. The transcript has a single exon. The record is from RefSeq and is a predicted model, not a curated record. Gene Ontology annotation, molecular function: protein binding. Lineage: Eukaryota; Fungi; Ascomycota; Sordariomycetes; Hypocreales; Bionectriaceae. The coding region runs from base 1 to 630 and encodes 209 amino acids.